Homalodisca vitripennis (glassy-winged sharpshooter) is the source of this 579-nucleotide messenger RNA. RefSeq lists its product as uncharacterized. Bases 1 to 579 code for a protein of 192 amino acids. The record is from RefSeq and is a predicted model, not a curated record. NCBI's taxonomy places the organism in Eukaryota, Metazoa, Arthropoda, Insecta, Hemiptera, Cicadellidae. The transcript has a single exon. Gene Ontology annotation, molecular function: nucleic acid binding; zinc ion binding.
AUGUCGGACCUUGUGGAGUCAAUGUUACAGACCCUCAAGGUCCAAAGAAACGUAAACUCUGGAAUAAAAGAGGGCCUCCCUAAAUUAACGGACCAGCUCCAACAGAUGAUGGAUCUGAAUCUAAGAAGGCUGAACCAGAGAACUGGCACUUCUGAAAAGAAGUUACCUGGCCGUAAGCGAGCUCGGAGGGCGUCCUGUCCAAGCCCUGAGGAGAAGAGCCCUAGCGACCAGAGGCCAACAAUUAGCACGAUGGAGAGGGCGACGCAGGUCUCUCCAAGAGGACUGACCAGGCCCCAGGAUGCCUCUGAGAGGGAAUUACCUCCUGAUUCCAUGCCAUCUGAGUGCUUCCGCUGCCUCGGGUACGGUCAUUCCUCCAGAAACUGCAAGGGGCCCGACCGGAGUAAAAACUGUCUUCGGUGUGGCGGAAACGACCACAAGAGGAAGGAUUGUGAUAAGUCCUGCUGCUUCCUCUGCAAAGAUAAGGGCCUCGGCGGGAACUCUCUGGGGCAUAUUCCUGGUUCUGGAAAGUGCAGCAUUGUCAAAGCUGCACUUGAAGAGGUAAAGAAGAAAGUCUCGUAG